Molecule: messenger RNA, 1950 nt
Organism: Penicillium subrubescens
Lineage: Eukaryota; Fungi; Ascomycota; Eurotiomycetes; Eurotiales; Aspergillaceae
Exons: 1
Coding region: 1-1950 (649 amino acids)
Source: RefSeq, a predicted model, not a curated record
AUGGAGAUCCUAGUUCAUGUCUCCGCCCCCAGUUCCGCCCGCGAUGAUGCUCGAUACCGUGCUCAAGUCGCCGCCAUAUCCAGCGCCUUUGAGCCUGUGCCUGUCUCGCGUCCGUUGCUGAUCUCAGAUGAUCGGCAUUAUCAUCGUGAUGGAUUCUCACUAGUCCCAGCGAGCCGACAUCCCCCACCACCUGCGGAUGCGGAUGCCCCGGAGACUGCAGAGAAUGCAGAGCCCGCAGAGCCCGCAGACUCAGACUCCUCUUUGCUGCUGCAGGUGCCCGAGCCCGAGCUCAUUUCCGCGCCAUCCUCGGUCUCGAUUUCGAGCCUGGUUGUGGAAAAUGCCAGUCCGGCAAUACCUGAUCAGGCAAUAGCUGAUCAGGUAAAUGGGGCUUGCCAGACUAGCAGUGAUAGUCGCUGUGAUCCGGAUUUGGAGGUCCUGGAUCAGGACCAGCGGAGAAAGGUCUCGUUGGACAAUCGGCCAUCGCCUCGCGCAGAGGAGGGCUGUCCUGAAUCAAAUCUGUCUGGUCAUGGCAAUGGCACUGCCACUACCGCUGCCACUGCCACUGCCACCACAAUCGCAAAUCCAAAUCCAAAUUCAAAUCCAUGUCCACGGCGCGCGGAUCACCAGUCGAUCCCACCCAGUCCUAGUCCAGGGACAAAUCAAAGCGAACCCAAUCCACCGGUCCCAGCACUCCGUGAAUCUGAGUGUCAAAUAGCAGCCAUCAACGCUCAGCCUCAGAUUGCGCCCGACUCGUUGGGGAGUCUAAUAAGCAUGAUACCAGACUCGCAGCCAGAGUUGUCUGUGUCUGUGUCUGUGUCUGUGUCUGGAUACGCCCAGGAAUCAUGCCAGUCAGCAACGAGGUCUGCGGCACAGCUGCACGAGGACGAUGAUCAUGAUCAACCAAGCCGCUCACCUAAACGGCGACGGGUCGAGCCUUGUUCUCCCCGGCCCCGGCCCCAGAUGGGUCAGGGCCAGGGUCAGGGCGAGACUAUCGGCAUGGUUGCAGCAUUAGAAGGUACUGUCACUGUCACCCUGCCCUUGGACUCAGCACAUCACGUCGAAAAAGCACUUUCAAGUUCAAGCGACGAAUGUGGAAGUCUACCUGCUCCUGAGGUGCAGGGAGCAUAUCCGCAUUCACAUGCACCUACACAUCAACAUCCUAAUAUUUCCCCUUUCCCUACCCACCCCCAAAAUCCAAAUCCUGUUUCCGCAGACUCGGACCCGGUAGUCUCGGUAACAGAGACUCUCCCUCAUGCACAGGAGAAGCAUCAACAUCAACAUCAACAUAACACCAUCGCCAUCCUAUCUACUCUCCCCCUCUCCCUCAAACCCCCACCACCACCCAUCUCCACAUCAACAUUCACAACACACAUCACCCCAACCCUAUCCAUGCUCACGCAGCGCCUCAAACCCGCCCGCACGUAUAAACCAACACAUCAAGCCCGGGAACUAGAUAAGCUCGAGCGCGGAUACUGGGCUAUGCGUAUCGAUAUCGUCCCGAAAGCGGCGGAGUCAAAAUCAGCACCAACAUCAAUACAUGAACAAGAGAAACCCUCCACAAAAGACUGUUCUAGUGCUGGUGCCAGUCCUGUCUCUGAUCUAACCCAAACAUGGACCGAAACACAAUUCACACACUUCUGGACCUUUCUAUCAGACUUCAUCGCCAAAGAAGCCCGUGCAGGAUGGGGUGUGUGGUGUAUUGUUGAUCGUGUAGAAGCUCAACCCCAACUUCAACCUCAACCUCAUCUACCCGACACUCAUACUCACACCCAUACAGAAGCAAGCAUAGCAGGCGAAAUCCAUAUUCCAGUGCAACUAAAAGUUUACGCAUGGGGUGAAGUCGCCAUGCAUAUCUAUCUCAUGUUGUAUCUAGCGAGUGAGCGGCGGGUGAGGGGGAUGGGGUUGCGGUGGGUGGAUUCUUGGGAGGAGAUUGUUAUUCAGAUGCCUUGA